AAAAUAUUGCAGAUGACCGCGGGUAUUUACCGUUGACGGCAGCUUUUUCCUAGUCCAAUUGCAUAUGUGACUCUAAAGAAAUAAAUAAAUAGAAAAUUUGCAAAAAUGACCCGACCAGUGCUUGUAACAGAAAAUUCGCGAAGUGCGUUAAUGACAGCUACUGGCAUCGCACCACCAGAAACACUACCACAGUUUGUUGCAGCAUUUGUAGCUACUCUCUCAGCAGUAUGUAUGGGUAUGGUAUUUUCCUGGACAGCGUCAGCCCUUCCAAGAUUAGAAACUGAAUUCCAUAUUAGCGAUUCUCAAGGAGCCUGGAUCGGGUCGUUGGUAACAUUAGGCGCAUUUAUAGGAGCAAUUCCUACCGGUUCUAUCGUACAUCAUAUAGGAAGAAAAAGAACAUUGCAAAUUUUAAUAUUACCUUUACUGAUAUCAUGGAUUUUGAUCGCGUAUUAUUACCACUGUAUACCCGUGGUUUAUUUCGCAAGAUUCAUAGCCGGAUUAUCAGCAGGAGGUAUAAGUGUAGCUGCCCCAAUGUACGUGUCAGAACUUGCACAUAUUUCUAUUCGAGGUACUCUGGGUACAUUUUUCCAAGUCCAAAUAACGGUGGGACUUCUUAUCGGAUAUUUAUUUGGUGGGAUAAUAACAGAUUUAAGACUGUUAUCUUUGGUAUCCUCUAUAUUACCUCUUAUAUUUCUUCUAAGCUUUGCCUUUAUACCAGAAUCGCCAGUCUACUUAUGCGAGAUAUCCAAUAUGGAAGAUGCUGCAAAAAAUCUCGUUUGGUUUAGAGGACAAACCUAUGAUGUGGACGACGAGUUACUUAAAAUUACCGAAGACAUAAAAGAGUCUCGUAAAGUCAAAGCGAAGAUUUCCGACCUAGUAAAAACUAAAGCCACAUUUAAAGGACUAAUUGUGGGGUUUGGGCUUAUGAUAUUUCAACAGCUAAGUGGUAUUAACGCUGUACUAUUUUACACAAAUUAUAUAUUCGAUCGAAGUGGCGGUUCUCUAUCACCGAAGCAUUGCACUAUUGUGGUUGGAUUGGUUCAGGUGAUAGCAACACUUGGCUCAACUGUACUAAUUGAAAAAGCUGGAAGAAAAAUGCUACUUGUUUUAUCGGAUUUGAUAAUGUGCAUAUCACUAGCAGCUCUUGGUGUAUAUUUUUACCUUGACACUUUUACCGAUGUAACAGCAUAUUCGUUUGUACCAUUGAUAAGUGUAGCUCUAUUUAUUAUAUUUUUUUCCAUCGGUUUCGGACCUAUCCCCUGGAUGAUUAUGGCAGAGAUAUUUACUCCAAAAGUGAAGGGUAUUGCAAGCUCACUAGCAGCUUCCCUUAACUGGUUUUUAGCUUUUAUGGUGACAAAUCAAUUUGCCACAAUGCUGGAUUUCUUUGGAAUUGGACCGACGUUUUUGAUAUUCAGUGUAAUUUGUGGCUUAGGAACUGCGUUUGUUCUUUUAUUCGUGCCCGAAACCAAAGGCAGAACGAUCGAAGAAGUUCAAGCUAUAAUGUUAGGAGUUCAGGCUGAAAAAAAUCUUGUUAACGAGAAGACCAACAAAAUGUCAACUUUUGUUUAAUAAUAUCUGUGACAGUUAAUAAAUAAUAUAAGUAAAUUAACUACAGCAAUAUACAUAUAUAAUUAAUUAACAUUUCACAACUAGGUUUUGAUUUUAAUAUUAAAUAGCAGUAUAGUACAAAUUAUAUUAAGAAAUAAACUUCUGAAAAUAUA
Messenger RNA from Anthonomus grandis grandis, 1721 nucleotides. RefSeq names its product facilitated trehalose transporter Tret1-like. Bases 106 to 1569 code for a protein of 487 amino acids. Gene Ontology annotation, biological process: transmembrane transport; carbohydrate transport. NCBI's taxonomy places the organism in Eukaryota, Metazoa, Arthropoda, Insecta, Coleoptera, Curculionidae. The transcript has 6 exons. The record is from RefSeq and is a predicted model, not a curated record. Gene Ontology annotation, molecular function: sugar transmembrane transporter activity. Gene Ontology annotation, cellular component: membrane.